This is a messenger RNA of Anopheles darlingi, 593 nucleotides long. RefSeq names its product protein UXT homolog (gene Uxt). The transcript has a single exon. The record is from RefSeq and is a predicted model, not a curated record. Bases 92 to 529 code for a protein of 145 amino acids. NCBI's taxonomy places the organism in Eukaryota, Metazoa, Arthropoda, Insecta, Diptera, Culicidae.
AAAAUAUUUUCGCGAUUUUCUCCAGGAAUUCAGCGAAUAUUUCUUGUUUUAAGUAUUUCCCGAAGUGAUUUUAGGUCUCACACAAAUCGCCAUGAAAUCGGCCUCAUCGGAGAAGGUGGAAAUCUUCAUUCACGAGCAUCUCCGGGAAGAUUUGCGAGUGUACGAAGCGCAGUUGAAGGAGCUCAACGCGGAGAUUUUGGAGUAUGUUCAGCUGAAAACCAUGAUCGAAAGCAUCCUGAAGAACAAAGCGAACGGCGAAGGAUUCAAAACGCAAGUCAACAUCGGCGGAAACAUGUUCAUGAAGGCACGCGCCGACAACGUGGACCGACUGCUGGUGGACGUGGGGCUGAAAGUGUUUGUAGAAUUUACCAUCGAAGAGGCUCUCCGAUUUGUGGACUUGCGAGUGCGGAUCCUGACCAAACAGGCCGAUGUUGUGCGAGACAAAAGCAUCGAGACGAAGGCUCACAUUAAACUGGCGCUGCUGGUGAUUGGAGAUUCCCAACGAUUACAUACGAGAGACGAUCGGUGAACACGCCCGUUGCAGAAAGGCAUCGAACGUUGUAACCUGUACAAAUAAAAAGCGAUAAGUUUUC